Messenger RNA from Acanthopagrus latus (yellowfin seabream), 3408 nucleotides. It is a transcript of the gene fads2, whose product is annotated as fatty acid desaturase 2. The record is from RefSeq and is a predicted model, not a curated record. Bases 581 to 1918 code for a protein of 445 amino acids. The transcript has 13 exons. Lineage: Eukaryota; Metazoa; Chordata; Actinopteri; Spariformes; Sparidae. Gene Ontology annotation, cellular component: membrane. Gene Ontology annotation, molecular function: oxidoreductase activity, acting on paired donors, with oxidation of a pair of donors resulting in the reduction of molecular oxygen to two molecules of water. Gene Ontology annotation, biological process: lipid metabolic process.
AUGCAGAUUUUGACUGCAACACAACAGACCACUGUGGGAUUUGCUGUUUUUACCCGAGCAGCCCACUUCUUCCUCCGCUGUGAGGCUGUAAUUGAGGGAAAGUGUACAAGCGACGUGCUCCCGCAGACUGUUUCCGUCUGAGCGCACAGGGCUCUGUGUAAUAUUCAGAUGAGCCGUUUAUUGAGCCUAUUGCACAUCAGCCGGUGGUCCAGGAUAUACUGUACGCCGAUUGGCCCAGAAACCCUCGAAUGAUCGGCUCGGAAUUUGUACUGAAUGAGUGGGUGAAUGAGUCCGUGAACACACUGGGGGCAAGACAGAGGAUGAAUUUUGGGGAUGUGCACGAUUAAAAAUGGACAGUGAACGCAUCGGGGGCGCAUAUAAGUGAGGCGGUGUGUUAAUGUGAGUGAACGAUAGGGGAAAAAAAACAAACCCGAGCAGAGGAGCAGCCGAAAAUCUGGACACUACCGUCGGCGGGGUGUUAAGCGGAUCAUUUUCACGUCCAGGUGUUAAACUUUGGGGCCGUCUGGAUCUUUCAGUGUGCAGCAGGACCGGUGGAUCCAGGCCAGAGACAGCACUGAGGAUGGGAGGCGGAGGCCAGCUCACGGAGCCAGGGGAGCCGGGCAGCAGGCGAGCUGGUGGCGUUUACACCUGGGAGGAGGUGCAGAGCCACAGCAGCAGGAAUGACCAGUGGCUGGUGAUAGAUCGAAAGGUCUACAACGUCACAAAGUGGGCCAAGAGGCACCCGGGAGGAUUCCGGGUCAUCAACCACUAUGCUGGAGAGGAUGCCACGGAGGCGUUCACUGCUUUUCACCCUGAUUUGAAGUUUGUGCGGAAGUUUCUGAAGCCUCUGCUGAUUGGAGAGCUGGCAGCGACGGAGCCCAGCCAGGACCGAAAUAAAAAUGCGGCGGUCAUUCGGGAUUUCCACACUUUACGCGUGCAGGCGGAGAGCGACGGUCUGUUCCGAGCUCAGCCGCUGUUCUUCUGCCUCCACCUGGGUCACAUCCUGCUGCUGGAGGCCCUCGCCUGGCUCAUCAUCUGGCUGUGGGGAACCAGCUGGACACUGACGUUUCUGAUAUCGAUCAUCCUGGCAACUGCUCAGGCGCAGGCCGGCUGGCUGCAGCACGACUUCGGCCACCUGUCUGUCUUCAAGAAGUCCAGCUGGAAUCACAUUUUGCACAAGUUUGUCAUCGGUCAUUUAAAGGGAGCCUCUGCCAACUGGUGGAAUCAUCGGCAUUUCCAGCAUCACGCUAAACCCAACAUCUUCAGCAAGGACCCUGAUGUCAACAUGUUGCACAUCUUUGUGCUCGGAGACACUCAGCCAGUCGAGUACGGCAUUAAGAAGAUCAAAUAUCUGCCCUAUCAUCACCAGCACCAGUACUUUCUCCUCGUCGGACCGCCGCUCCUCAUUCCAGUUUACUUCCACAUUCAGAUUAUUCGCACCAUGAUUUCCCGUCACGACUGGGUGGAUCUGGCCUGGUCUAUGUCUUACUACCUGCGCUACCUGUGCUGUUACGUUCCCCUGUACGGCCUGUUUGGCUCAGUGGCGCUCAUCAGCUUCGUCAGGUUUUUGGAGAGUCACUGGUUUGUCUGGGUGACUCAGAUGAAUCAUCUGCCAAUGGACAUCGACCACGAGAAGCACCACGACUGGCUGACCAUGCAGCUACAAGCCACCUGCAACAUUGAGAAGUCCGUCUUCAACGACUGGUUCAGCGGACACCUCAACUUUCAAAUCGAGCACCAUUUGUUCCCUACGAUGCCGCGCCACAACUACCACCUGGUGGCCCCGCUGGUCCACGCACUGUGUGAGAAACAUGGGAUCCCUUACCAGGUGAAAACAAUGUGGCAGGGCAUCGUCGACGUUAUCAGGUCACUGAAGAACUCAGGGGACCUCUGGCUCGAUGCUUAUCUCCAUAAAUGAUUUCUUCUCUUUCUGUACCUUGAAGGAGUGAUGAUGUUUUUUUUUCUCAACUUCUGCAUCAUACAUUGAUUGUAUCUGUGUGGUUUUAUAAUCUAGUUGAUAGUGUGGGAAUUAUCUCUUUCUUAUCGUCGGUGUUGUAAUUCACUCUUUUUACAUUCUGUGCAGGACUUUUCUCUACAUUGCCUUACAGUUACCUGAACAGCAGUGGCAUGGUGUUAUAAAUACGAUUAUAAACACUGAUUGUGAGUUAUUUAAAGUGAUUUUUUUUUCUUUAUUUAUCACGUGAUACAGUUUGAACAAUCAAAAAAAUGACAGAUGAAAGAAAAAUCUUGUGUAACCGAGGAUGAUGAUGUAAUGCGCUUAACCCUUUCAUGCAUGGUGUCCAUUUUAAACGUUUAAACUGGAGCAUCGCACCCAAUAAGAAGGCGUCAGAUCCCCCAAAGCCCUGCCCAUGAUUGCGUUUGAUUAUUAUCUUUGUGUCUCUUCGUCGUUUAGAGCUAUGGCAUCAUAAAUUCAAAAUAGUGCAGGUAUAACAACAUGCGACAGAUACCUUGGAAUAACUAUUAAAUCCACUUAUUCUCAGAAAAGUAGUAGUUUUUCAACUAAAUUAGAUGCUUAAAAAUACUUUUUUUCCAGAUUUUCCAGAUUUUUCAUGGGAAUUUGUGUGUGUGAUUGAAAAUACAUUGGUCCACUACACUGAACAUUACACAUUUAAAGAUUUAUUACCUAGACAUAAUUAUGAGAGAAUUAGCAGCAGUAUUAAACUUUCUCAAGAUUUUAUCUAAAUACGAGCUCAUUUGAUCAUUAUUUAGGAUGAAUAAUGUUGCAAUCACACAUUCCCUGGAGUGGAUGGAUGUAUUUUUCCUCACAGAUUGAAAAGAUGUACAGCGUAAAUAUAAUUGAAAUCUGAUGAAAAGUAUUUCGAACGUUUCUUAUUUUGUUUUUUUUAAACAUCCAAAAAUGAGACAAUCAUCGACAGAAUGUAAAGAAAUACGUUUUGACACGACUUCAAAGACUUCUAUGUGUCUGCUGAAGCUAGCAUGCUAACUGUUUACCGUCUAGUUCAUGUCAAUAUGGCUGCUGUGAAAAAAAGGUCUAUACGAACUUGCUAGCUGCAAAGAAAACUGAAUUUAAUAAAUAACGGCAGCUGAAGUUAUACUGAAGCGAUAUACUGCCCUCUAUUUGUUUAGAGUAUGAAUACAACCGGUGGCCAAAUUCUUAACAGUCAUUCCUGGAUAAACGUUUUAUACCUUUGAUACACUGAUUUUUCUGCUGCAGUGGACAUUUACGUAAUUGCUUGAACACAGCACACAGCAUAUUGAAAAAAAGGUUAUUUACAUGAUUUUUCACUUGUUUAAGAGUUAAGAGAAAACAUCAAGAAAAAAAAAACUAUUCAUGCAUGGAAGGGUUCAUUUUUUAUCUGUCAAACUUCUUCUUUACUUGCAACUCUUGUUCUGAUUUUACAGUAUAUAAUAAAGAAUCUGCAUUGA